This is a messenger RNA of Nyctereutes procyonoides (raccoon dog), 2066 nucleotides long. It is a transcript of the gene NUDT13, whose product is annotated as nudix hydrolase 13. NCBI's taxonomy places the organism in Eukaryota, Metazoa, Chordata, Mammalia, Carnivora, Canidae. Gene Ontology annotation, molecular function: metal ion binding; hydrolase activity. The record is from RefSeq and is a predicted model, not a curated record.
GGGGGGGAAAGCCCUACUUCCCAGGAACAUUAGGAGUUCCCUGGUGUCUGCAGAUUCUUGAGUCCUAGGAAGUCGCCCUCCCCCAACAGAAUUCAGAGACCUGACAAUGUCCCUGUAUUGUGGAAUUGCUUGCAGGAAAAAAUCUUUUUGGUGUUAUAGGCUGCUGUCAACUUAUGUCACUAAGACCCGGUAUUUAUUUGAACUGAAAGAAGAUGAUGAUGCAUGUAAAAAAGCCCAGCAGACAGGAGCAUUUUACCUCUUUCAUAGUCUGGCUCCUUUGCUUCAGAAAUCAGAACAACGGUACCAGGCCCCCCAGUAUAGCCUACUAGAGUUGGAAAGGCUCCUGGCUAAGUUUGGACAGGACACACAAAGAAUAGAAGACUCGGUACUGAUUGGAUGCUCCAAACAGCAUGAAGCAUGGUUUGCUCUGGAUCUAGGUCUAAAUAGCUCCUCUUCCCUAAAUGCUUCCUUACAGAAAGCAGAAAUGGAGAUAGAACUCAAGGGCUCUUUCACUGAUCUGAGGAAGGCUCUAUUUCAGCUGAACACAAAGGAUGCCUCCUUGCUGACCACGGCUCAGGCUCUUCUCCGUUGGCAUGAUGCUCAUCAGUUCUGUAGCAGAAGUGGGCAGCCCACCAAGAAAAAUGUGGCUGGCAGCAAGCGCGUGUGUCCUUCCAGUAAGAUCAUCUAUUAUCCACAGAUGGCUCCUGUGGUGAUCACUCUGGUGUCGGAUGGGACCCGAUGCCUGCUUGCCCGCCAGAGUUCCUUUCCUAAGGGAACGUAUUCUGCCUUGGCAGGUUUUUGUGAUAUAGGUGAAAGUCUGGAAGAGGCUGUCCGGAGAGAAGUUGCAGAAGAGGUGGGACUGGAGUUGGAAAGACUGAAGUACUCUGCAUCCCAGCACUGGUCUUUUCCUAAUAGCUCACUCAUGAUUGCUUGUCAUGCAUCUGUGAAACCAGGGCAGACAGAGAUCCAGGUGAACCUGAAAGAACUAGAGGCAGCUGGCUGGUUCAGUCAUGAUGAGGUGGCCACAGCCCUGAGGAGAAAUAAUCCAUAUACUCAGCAACAGAAUGGGACAUUCUGGUUGCCCCCCAAGUUAGCCAUUGCCCACCAACUGAUUAAGGAAUGGGUGGAAAAGCCAUCCUGCUCUACCCUGCCGGCUUAGCUCAGAUUGAGGCACCUAGAUCCCUUCUCACUAUCCUGGAGUGGCAAAAGAGAGAUCAGUUGAUAAAGAGGAGGUGACCAAAGGCCAUCUCCAAGCCAACUUCAUACUAAGGCAGAGUGAAAGGUGACCCUACAAUGGGAUGUCUCUAAUAGCAGUGUUAGGGAAGUUCCUAUUAAUAGGCAAUCAGAAUGCAAACUGAUGAUGACGAUUUUCAAAAUCAGAGGGAAGAUUGAAGCAUUAGUUUGGAUGUAGGCCCCCGUUCACUCAUUUUUACUGAGGCCUCGGAAGCAAACAUCUUUCAGCAUGUAUCUUGUUAAUGCUGGGUUUAUACUAACUGCCAAAAUGUGCCCGGUAUAAUUUUAAUUUUAUCUUAGUAUUGAAGAUACAUAGCAAAUCUCAGCCCACUACUGAGUUACUUUUCAUCCUCACAGAAUUAAGAAAAAUAGCACAAUAUAACAUUAUACAACUUGUGUACAGGUAAUUAUUUUGUACAUGGUAUUUAAAUAAAAGUUAUAUUUCUUUAAGUAAUCUGAAGGGAUGAAGAAAGUGGGAAGUGGGAGCCAAUGUCUUCCUCAGAGUACUCUGUAAUAAAUCAGAUGCAGUGAUAUUCUGCUGAGAUAACUGCAUCCCGGCGGGGCUUAAGAUAGCUAAGUCUUUUGCUGUUACUUGCUCAGCAUGUGACCCAUGGAAAAGAUAAUCACUUUUUCUGAUUUCCUAGAUAUAAAAUGGUCACUGCCAUUUGCAUAUCCAGUUAUGUGUUGUAACUUCAGCUAAGUGAAGAUGAACCAUUUUCUUGUUUUACGGGAUAAACUAAAUUUAGGAUUACUCAUCAUUCAUAUAUGUUAUUCUAUACCUUGUCAUAGGGGAGAAUUUAUCUGGAGGAAAUAAAAUAAAUUUCUACACCUUU